Penicillium lagena is the source of this 543-nucleotide messenger RNA. RefSeq lists its product as uncharacterized. NCBI's taxonomy places the organism in Eukaryota, Fungi, Ascomycota, Eurotiomycetes, Eurotiales, Aspergillaceae. Gene Ontology annotation, biological process: transmembrane transport; carbohydrate transport. Gene Ontology annotation, cellular component: membrane. The transcript has a single exon. Bases 1 to 543 code for a protein of 180 amino acids. Gene Ontology annotation, molecular function: carbohydrate:proton symporter activity. The record is from RefSeq and is a predicted model, not a curated record.
AUGCGGUACGGUUGCUGCGUUUCCGACUUAGCCCCUACGCUGGGCGGGGAGCGGGCGGGGAGUGGUCGGAACUCCCGGAGGGAGUCGGUGGAGCGGGUUGUAGAGGGUCUGGUCUCAUGGGUGUAUACUCCGCGCGUCCGCGGCAAGGCCGUCGCGCUGGCCACCUCAGCCAACUGGGCGUUCAGCAUGGAGCUGGCUCUGUUCGUGCCCUUGGCCUUCACCAACAUCCGCUGGCAGACUUACACCAUCUUCGGUUGUUUCCUAGUAGCCAUGCUGAUCCACGUCUUUUUCAUGUUCCCUGAGACUGCGGGUAAGACUCUGGAGAAGACCGAGCAGAUCUUCGAGGAUCCCACUGGUAUUCCGUACAUCGGUACCCCGGCUUGGAAGACCUUCCACGACACCAAGCGCACCAUUGCUGCUGAGCACAGUGACGUCGAGGUCCUGGGUGAGAAGCUGAGAGCGAGUGUGAAGCGUGCGCUCUCCACUACGUACUCGGAGAAUGUCACCUCCGGCAGUGCAUGGAUGGGAGAUAUGAGUGUAUGA